CCCAUUUUGUCAAGCUUAUGCCCUCUUUUUUCAUUUUCAACUUAUCUUCCAACUGUGUUUGAUAUCUUCCCAUCGUACUCACAUAUAUAUAUAUAUAUAUAUAACCUUCUUUCCACACACGUCUUUGACAAACCAUCCAAUAACCCAUCCUAGCCAAAGCCAUUCAAUUGAAAAGAUCACAACAGUAAAAAAUGAACCAUGUUGAGCAUAUCGCUUAUGACAUGGUCAUGAUCACUCUAUCCAUAUCUCUCAUCGUUCUUGCCAUCAUCCUCUUCCUUGCUUGCAAGAAGAAGCCCGUUGAAUCCGAAGAAACACUUCCCGUGAAGCUUUGUGCUCGUGCAUACCCCUUGAUGGAAAUCGAUGCUGCCACAGAUGGCUUCAACCACAGGAGAAUCAUUGGCCAGGGUCGCUUAGGAACCGUGUAUGCAGGGACACUAGAGCAAGAAGAACAACAACUUGUAGCCGUGAAGCGUAUUCACCCCUUUCUUGUGUUGAGCAAUGCAGGGUUUGGUUUCUCAUCCGUGUUGAAGUGGCUCUCCUUGGCUCAACACCCCAACGUGGUUCCAAUCACAGGGUUCUCAGAAGCACCCGGUGAGAGAGUUGUUUUGAUGGAGUUUGUGCACAUGGCAAGCUUGGACUUCUACUUGCACCAAAACCAAGAUGGGGCUUCGCUUUUGGAUUGGAACAAGAGGUUCAGGAUUGCUGCUGGAGCAGCUAGAGGGCUUCAAUACCUGCAUGAAGUGGUGGCACCAAACAUAGUACAUGGAUGUGUUAAGUCCUCUAAUAUUCUAAUUGAUGUUAACUUUUGUGCUAGGAUUUGUGAUUAUGGGCUUAACUUUUUGGCACCUGUGGAAAAGAGGGGGACAGUGGGGUAUGUGGAUGAUGAGUAUUGGAGUGAAAGAAGGGGUGGUGGUGUAGCUACCAAGGAAAGUGAUGUUUAUGGGUUAGGGGUGGUUUUGUUGGAGCUUUUAAGUGGGAAAGGGUGUGAGGGAGGAAUGUUGGUGAAGUGGGCUUUGCCUUUGAUAAGGGAAACGAGUUUUAGUGAACUUUUGGAUCCUAGGUUGGUGAUUCCUUCUGACAUGAAGCCUUUGGUUAGAUUAGCCAAAGUUGCUUCAGCAUGUGUUGGUAAUUCACGCAAAUGUAGGCCUUCGAUGGCUCAAGUGGCAACCAUUUUGAACAACUUAGAAACGGAAGUGUGUCUCUGAUCUUCAUGAUGAUGCAGUCAAAAGUCAAUUUGAUUGAACAAAUUGCCUUCCAAUUUUGUACCAAAAAAAUGGGGUCUGACCAAUUACCAAUAAUUGGUAUAAAAAAGGCAUGUGUUCUAGUCAGAAAAAAAAACUUGGUCUUAUGACUCUUAUCAUAUGAUUAGUUACCAAAUUGAUUGAAAUGAAGAUCGAGGACAAUAUUAGUGAGGUAAGUUAGGUGAGAUUGACAUUCAUCGGAUGGCAGUAAUUGGUAAGAAAAUUGGUGGGUUUUUGAUGAGGGAGGGGCCUUAUGGCUUAUCCCCUAUGUUGUGACAGGCUAAGGAGUCAGAGAAUCAUUUUUGGUGGGGAAUUUUGAAAGAGAAAGGUGGGACGGUGCCGUUGUCGUUAGGACGGUGAAUAUUAAUCUCUGGUUCCGUGUGGCAUGGGGAUCCUUUUGCUAAUGAAAGUGACCUUCUCAAUUAUCUCUUUCAUUUUUAUUUUUCAAUCUUAGUUUCCAUCAGCUUUUAAUGUGUGUAUAUGUAGUUAGUUAUGUACCUAUUUUUUCCAGCUUGUGAUUACUUAGCCAUACAGAGUUUUAGAUUUUGAGAACUUAAUGUCGUUUUUAAGUUUAUAGAAAGCUUUAUAACAGCCCUUAUAAAAAAAAUUACAACAA
Messenger RNA from Glycine soja, 1857 nucleotides. Its product is annotated as serine/threonine-protein kinase-like protein ACR4. NCBI's taxonomy places the organism in Eukaryota, Viridiplantae, Streptophyta, Magnoliopsida, Fabales, Fabaceae. Bases 192 to 1205 code for a protein of 337 amino acids. Gene Ontology annotation, biological process: protein phosphorylation. Gene Ontology annotation, cellular component: plasma membrane. Gene Ontology annotation, molecular function: ATP binding; protein kinase activity. The record is from RefSeq and is a predicted model, not a curated record. The transcript has a single exon.